Lampris incognitus (smalleye Pacific opah) is the source of this 3074-nucleotide messenger RNA. It is a transcript of the gene exosc10, whose product is annotated as exosome component 10. Gene Ontology annotation, biological process: nuclear polyadenylation-dependent CUT catabolic process; nuclear polyadenylation-dependent antisense transcript catabolic process; poly(A)-dependent snoRNA 3'-end processing. The transcript is spliced from 25 exons. Gene Ontology annotation, cellular component: nucleolus; nuclear exosome (RNase complex). Gene Ontology annotation, molecular function: nucleic acid binding; nucleotide binding; 3'-5'-RNA exonuclease activity. The record is from RefSeq and is a predicted model, not a curated record. The coding region runs from base 23 to 2710 and encodes 895 amino acids. Lineage: Eukaryota; Metazoa; Chordata; Actinopteri; Lampriformes; Lampridae.
CUCACAUGUACACAAACCCGAGAUGGAUUCUAAGGGGAGUGAUGUUUCAUCAAAUAGUGGCUUUCAGACGAGUGAAUCGGCCAAAAACGACGAUUCAUCUGCUGAAACGAAUGAAUUAUGUCCCGGUUUUAAGGACGUCGAUGCAUUCGUCAAGUAUGGACUGGGGACUGUAUUAUCAGCCACCAAGGCAUCUGCUGGACUGCCUCAAGCGGGAGAUGAAUAUGAUUUCUAUCGUAGCUUCCCUGGAUUCAGAGAGUUCUGUCAAACUCAAGGAGAUAAACUCUUACACUGCAUGAGUCAGAUAAUGCAACACCAUGGCUGCAAAUCUCUCUUGAGAGGCCAGAACAAUCUGACGGGUUUGGAGGAGAGGUUUGACUUGGUGGUGGACUCCAAUGAUGUCAUUCUUGAAAGAGUGGGAAUCCUGCUUGAUGAAGCAGCUGGGCUGAACAGGAGCCAGCAGCCUGUUAUGUCUGCAGGGUCUCAGCCUUCCAAAAUCAUCGUGUCCAGCUGGAACCGGAAGGGCUCAGACUCCGGACGUGGGGAGACUUUCAGACUGCUCCAAGCCAAAAACAUUGUCAGGCCUCAGCUGAGAUUCAAAGAAAAAGUUGACAAUAGCAACACACCCUUUAUCCCUAAGAUCUUCAUCAAGCCCAAUGCAAUAAAGCCCCUUCCUUCAUAUUUUACAAAAAAGCAAAUCUGCAAACAGAGACCUGAAGACUUGGAUGUCCCAGCUGCUUUGGCUGAUUUAAUCCACCAGCAAAGAACUCAGAAAAACAUGGAAGACAUGUUUGCACAUCCGUACCAACAUGAAUUGGAUCAUUUUAUAACACCGGUAAAGUUACUGUCAAGGCCUGAACCUCAGAUGUAUAAACCAAUGGCAGAAACCAAGUUUUCUUUUAUAUACUCGCUGGAGGAUCUGGUGGCUCUGAAUGAGAAACUUGCCCAAGUGUCAGAAUUUGCUGUGGACCUGGAGCACCACUCCUACCGGAGUUUCCUGGGCAUCACCUGUCUGAUGCAGAUCUCCACCAGGGAGGAGGACUUCAUCAUAGACACCUUGGAGCUCCGCAGUGAGCUGUACAUACUGAACGAGACAUUCACAGACCCAUCUAUUGUCAAGGUAUUUCAUGGUGCUGACUCUGACAUUGAAUGGCUACAGAAGGACUUUGGCCUAUAUGUAGUGAGUCUCUUUGACACACACAGAGGCAGCUGUGCCCUGAACAUGGCGAGGCACUCGCUUGACUACCAACUCAAACACUUCUGCAACGUGGACUCCAAUAAACGCUACCAGCUUGCUGACUGGAGAAUUCGCCCCUUGCCAGAGGAGAUGAUUGAGUAUGCAAGAGCAGACACCCACUACCUCCUUUAUAUCUACGAUUGUCAGAGAGCCCAGCUGAUGGACAUCAUCCACGGGCUGCCUGGCCUUCUUCAGAGUGUUUGGAACAAGAGCAAGGACAUAUGCCUGAAGAAAUAUUUGAAGCCCAUUUUCACGGAAAAGUCGUACUUGGAGCUGCAGAGGAAGCAGAAGAAAUCAUUUGAUACCCAGCAGCUUACCGCCUUCAGACUGUUAUUUGGCUGGAGGGACAGGCUGGCCAGGGAGGAAGAUGAGAGCACUGGAUAUAUCCUACCCAAUCAUAUGCUGAUGAAAAUAUCUGAAGAGCUGCCGAAAGAGCCACAGGGCAUCAUUGCUUGCUGUAAUCCCACCCCCCCAAUGGUGAGGCAGCAGGUGAAUGAGUUGCAUUCACUGGUACAGCAGGCAAGGGACGUACCUCUCCUUAAGGCUGAAGUUGUAACUCCGACGAAAAAAGGACUCACGGACAUUAAAAUGCCAGAGACUACCUUGUUUGGUCCACAUGAUACCUCCAGAGUCUCUGAGGGCAGUUUUUCCCUCCACUCUCCAGAUGAACUGCCAACCAAGCGUGGAACACUCUUCUCAGAAGAUGAACAAACAACGGAGGUUGAUGUACAGAAAAUUGCCGGCCUGGUCGCGAAAGCCAAAAUAACAGUCUUUGAGGUGGCAGAGGAAAAGAAAGACGAAACAACACUCACAGUGGCUCAGCAGAAAGCCAGCCGCAUCAUUGAGUCCUUCCAAAACCCUUUUAGAAUGUAUUUGCCCUGCAGUGGCGUGCAUGUCAACAAGAAUGCCAAGUUUGAUCCCUCUUCAAAAAUAUAUGAGAUAAGUAAGAAGUGGAAACUACAGAGUAUUGGUCAGCAGAAAAAGGAGCUGGAUGCCAAGAGGAAAUCCAAGGAGGAAGCAAAGGAACGUGCAAAGAAGUUAGCAGAAGAGCGAAUGAAGGCCAAGCAGAGCUACCAAGAGUCUCUCCAGAAUGUUGCCACUGUCCGCCAGCAAGUAGUUCAGGAAUCUGCAAAAGCAGGAGGAAAGAAGAGGGAAAGGGUCACAAGUGAGGAUGGAGAGUCAACCCCCAAACCCAACAAAAAGUUGAUGAAAUCUGCAGAGAAAACCAAAGAGAAAGACCCGGCUCCCCAAAGGGACUUCAAGCCCUUUGACUACAGUCAGUCAGACUUCAAAGUCUUUACUGGGGCCAAAUCAAAGGACAGCACACAAUUUGACCCAAACAGGGAAGGCCAGGAUUCAAAGCAAAAGAAAAACCAAAAGGGACAAAAGGCUAAUUUUUCUGCUGGAAAUCGAAGUAUGUCCUACAUGGCUGGAAAAUCGAACAGGGGGUUCCGGCACAACUGGCCUAAAAGAUAGACCUGCUCUUCAUUGAUUUUUUUUUUCUAACAUGUCUUUUUCCUACAUAAAAUUCAAUAUUUAUUGAAUUUUAAAUUAUAUUUCCUUUUGUCAGACAAUUUUAGAAUUUCAUUUAGCAGAGUUUUACAUGUAAAUAUGGGUGAUUCACAACAUAUGCUGUUGAAACUUUGUACCCUUCUCCAAACCUUCCCAUUAAAAUUGAUUUUAGAAGGAAAAAAAAUGGCCUCAUCUUGUGACCUACACUGCUUCAUCACCAAAGCUUAAAAUAUUAUUCUGUUUUAGCUGAGAUUAGGAAAACAUUAUUGUAUUUAAAUUUGCAAACUCACAUUAACAUUUAGGAGGAGAGUAAUAAUGAGUCUGAAAA